AUGGCCCCGAGACGAUCGGCCCGGGUAAGCGCUAUAACGCAGCAGGCUGCGUUGGAAAAGAACAACGUACUGAAACAACAGCCUCCGAAGAAGGAGAAGAAGACUUCUCAGAACAAUGGCGUUACAAAGAAUAAAUCUACAAAAGCUACCCCAACACAAACUGGCGGGAAGGGGAGGAAAGUAUCUACUUCAAAAGCCACAGCCGCAGUUUUAGUCCCAUCGACAGCAGACAGUGAAGCCUUCAAAAUCCCCGACAUCCCACCCGUCUCAACCCCCAAACGUGCACGACCAAACAGCACAAACACAGGAAUAGACGCAGGGAACCCCAACCACCCAGCCCCGCCCCUCGACCGCCCCAUAGACCCACACCUCACCAACGCAAUCCUCCGCACCCCGCGCGGAAGCCAUCUAACCGCCUACCCAGUAGAGAAGCCUUCAGAUGCAGCCACCCUAUCCCCAUCUAAAUGCAGCGGCCGCCUCCCCCGCCCAACAACGACCACAGGCACCGUCCUCGAAGAAGCAGUUGCACAUCUGAUAACCGUAGCACCGCAACUGAAGCCCGUUAUCGAUAAGCAUCCGUGUCCGCUGUUUUCCCCCGCGGGACUGGCGGAGGAGAUUGACCCGUUCAACGCGCUUGUCAGCGGCAUUAUUGGGCAGCAGGUGUCCGGGGCGGCGGCGAAGAGCAUUAAGAGGAGGUUUUUGGGCUUGUUUGGGUGUCUUGAUUGUAAUGGUAAUGCCGAAGCAAGUAAUAACGGCGUGAACGCCACCGAGAAAGGCGUCGGAGAGGAGAAAGAGAGGGCGGAAAUGCGCUAUGACCGCGACGACCACUUCCCGACCCCCGCACAGGUAGCUGCAUGCGGUGUCGCAACGUUGCGCACAGCGGGUCUCUCGCAGCGCAAGGCGGAGUAUAUCCAGGGGUUGGCGGAAAAGUUUGCCAGCGGCGAGCUGAGUGCGCACAUGCUGCUGCAGGCGAGCGAUGAGGAGGUGCUGGAGAAGCUGAUCGCGGUGCGAGGACUGGGGCGGUGGUCUGUGGAGAUGUUUGAGUGCUUUGGGCUGAAGAGGAUGGAUGUGUUUUCCACGGGGGAUUUGGGGGUUCAAAGAGGAAUGGCCACUUUCGUCGGCCGCGAUGUCAGUAAACUUAAAACCAAAGGCAGUGGGAAAUUCAAGUACAUGUCCGAGAAGGAAAUGCUAGAGAUUGCGGCGCCAUUUUCUCCGUAUCGGAGUCUGUUGAUGUGGUAUAUGUGGCGAAUUGAGAAUGUGGAUAUUUCGAUCAUGCAGUGA
Messenger RNA from Paracoccidioides brasiliensis Pb18, 1281 nucleotides. RefSeq names its product DNA-3-methyladenine glycosylase II. The record is from RefSeq and is a predicted model, not a curated record. The transcript has 3 exons. The coding region runs from base 1 to 1281 and encodes 426 amino acids. Gene Ontology annotation, molecular function: DNA-7-methylguanine glycosylase activity; DNA-3-methyladenine glycosylase activity; alkylated DNA binding. Gene Ontology annotation, biological process: base-excision repair; base-excision repair, AP site formation; DNA alkylation repair. Gene Ontology annotation, cellular component: protein-DNA complex; nucleus.